Messenger RNA from Capsaspora owczarzaki ATCC 30864, 620 nucleotides. RefSeq names its product translation initiation factor 4C. Lineage: Eukaryota; Filasterea; Ministeriida; Capsasporidae. Gene Ontology annotation, biological process: translational initiation. Gene Ontology annotation, cellular component: cytoplasm. Bases 44 to 523 code for a protein of 159 amino acids. Gene Ontology annotation, molecular function: translation initiation factor activity; RNA binding. The transcript is spliced from 5 exons. The record is from RefSeq and is a predicted model, not a curated record.
CGAUUCUCCAAUCGCAGUCUAACAAAACAGCAAAAACUAAACCAUGCCAAAGAACAAGGGCAAGGGUGGCAAGAACAGGAGGCGAGGAAAGAACGAAAACGAGGGCGAGAAGCGCGAGCUCGUUUUCAAGGAAGACGGCCAAGAAUACGCUCAAGUCGUCAAGAUGCUCGGCAACGGUCGUCUUGAAGCUGUCUGCUUUGAUGGCCAACGCCGUCUCUGCCACAUCCGCGGCAAGAUGCGCAAGAAGGUCUGGAUCGCCCAAGGCGAUAUCAUUCUGAUUGGCCUCCGCGACUACCAAGACGACAAGGGUGAUGUCAUUCUCAAGUACACUGCCGACGAGGCCCGAAACCUCAAGUUGUACGGCGAGCUUCCCGACCAUGCCAAGAUCAACGAAACCGACAACUUUGGCGAGGGCGACCACGACGACGACAUCCAGUUCGAUUUUACCAACGACGCUUCUGGCAAGGCUGGCUCUGCAUCAGAGUCCUCGUCUGAGGAAGAGUCUGAUUCGGACGACGAUUAAAAGACCCAAACCCCACAAAAAAGCGCGUUCUGAACUUUUGUGUUUUUGAGUUUUUUGUAGUAGCGUUUGAUUUCUCCAUUACAGCCCCUUUUUUUUU